Harpegnathos saltator (Jerdon's jumping ant) is the source of this 4100-nucleotide messenger RNA. It is a transcript of the gene TBC1D16, whose product is annotated as TBC1 domain family member 16. Gene Ontology annotation, molecular function: GTPase activator activity. Bases 49 to 2295 code for a protein of 748 amino acids. The record is from RefSeq and is a predicted model, not a curated record. Gene Ontology annotation, cellular component: early endosome. Gene Ontology annotation, biological process: activation of GTPase activity. NCBI's taxonomy places the organism in Eukaryota, Metazoa, Arthropoda, Insecta, Hymenoptera, Formicidae. The transcript is spliced from 5 exons.
ACGACGACGACGACAAGAAUCGUCCAGUGAUCUCACGGCGAGACGACAAUGCCGCUACCGAACAUUCUGAGGAAAGCGAGCAGCUACAUCCUCGGCGACUGUGGCCAGGACAACCGGCGCGUCAUUUACCAAGACGGCGAGGCGUUGUUCUGCAAAAACAACGUCUGCGUGCACCCGCCGACUCUCAUGAGACAACACGCCGAUGUGGUGCACCAUCCCGGCUACAUGACCAUCACGUGUAAGUUGAACAAAAACUCCAACUUGCCGACCCUGCACCUCAGCUGGAUACCCAACAGCACGUUGCGCAAGCAUCCCACAACGUUGGAGAGUCUAAGCGCGAGGAACGUCGCCGCGGCUCAACGAGACUCCAUCGACCCGACCUCUCCGCGCUCGCCUCGCUCGGAGAAGACGUGCGAGCCACUGAACGCAAGGCACGAGCUGGAGAACGAGAACGAGAACGAGAAUGAGAACGAGAACGAGAACGAGAACGACAACGGGAACGGCAAGCUCGACGUGUGCCUGGAGGCGAAGGAGCCCGUCAAUUGUGGCGACUGCGAGCGUGUUUGCUCCGGCUCAGGGUGCAGCUACGGCUACGACUUCUUACGCCGUCGAGAUCCGAUUGGCACGACUAGCGACGCCGAGAGCCUCGAGACCGAGAACCGUCCGAACUCGGGCUCAGCCGAGUCGCGCAACGAGGAGAACGGGGAUGUGAAGGAGCGAAGUAAUGACGCCGACACCAGGAGCAUCGACGAGGAAGCGCGUCUCUCGUUCCGCGACGACGUCAGCGUGAAGAGCCGCAGUUUGUCGUUGACCUCGACCUGCAGUCUGUCGCUCACGGUACCCACUGACGCCGAAGAGAUGCCCACGUGGAUGAGAUCUCCGGAAUUGCUGGCCCUGCAACACAAUCUCGCCUUUCCCGAGAGCGCGACCGCGUCACCGGUGACGCUGCGGCGGGCGCAUCGCUGCCGGAGAUUCUCGGUGGACCUCAGCGAGAUGAGGUCUCUCAGGCUGUUCUUUGCCGAUCCUGCCUGCACCUGCGGCCAAUUGGUGGUGGCAAGCAGAGAGAGCCAAUACAAGAUCCUGCAUUUCCAUCACGGUGGCUUAGACCGACUGGCCACCACUUUGCAUCAGUGGCAUCAGUUGCUCUAUCCGCGUUUGAACGCGGAUACAGAGGAGAGUCUGCCAUACAGGCACUUCAUGGUGUGCAGACCCGAGGUGAGCCGGGACGAGCUGCAUCCGGAGGAAGGCCAAGUGCCGAUGAUCACGUCAUUGGCUUGGAAAGAUCUGCUGAAUGAACGGGGCCAAGUGGAGGACGAUCUCGCUCUGCGCAAGGGGAUAUUCUUCGGUGGCUUAGAGCCGGCGCUGCGGAAGAUCGUCUGGCCGUUUCUGCUGCACUGUUACUCGUACCAGAGCACAUACGAGGAUAGGGAGCAGAUCGAUGCGAUCAGGCGGCAGGAGUACGAUGAGAUACAGAAGCGCAGGCUGAACAUGAGUCCGGAGCAGGCCGAGCGUUUCUGGCGGAACGUGGUAUGCAUAGUGGAGAAGGACGUGGUCCGCACGGACCGAGGUAAUCCGUAUUACGCCGGUGAGGGUAAUCCUAACAUCGAGGUGAUGAAGAAUAUCUUGCUUAAUUACGCGGUUUACAAUUGCCGUCUGGGCUACACUCAAGGGAUGUCAGACCUCUUGGCUCCGUUGUUGGCCGAACUCAAUUCCGAAAUCGAGGCCUUCUGGUGUUUCGCGGGACUGAUGCAGAGAUCGGUGGCCGUGUGCACUCCUACCGACACGGACAUGGACAGAAAUCUGUGCUACUUGCGGGAGUUGGUGAGGAUAAUGGUACCGGACUUUUAUGCACACCUUCAAAAGCACGCGGACGCCUUGGAACUUUUGUUUUGCCACCGAUGGAUACUUCUGUGUUUGAAGAGAGAAUUCCCCACGGAGAUAGCGUUGAUUAUGUGGGAGGCCUGCUGGGUCAAUUACUUAACGGAUCAUUUCCACUUGUUUCUUUGCCUAGCUAUAAUGUGUGUUUACGCGGACGACGUGAUCGCGCAGGAUCUCAGGACGGACGAGAUGCUGCUGCACUUCAGCUCGUUGGCCAUGUACAUGGACGGGAACGUGAUAGUGAGGAAGGCACGAGGCCUGCUCCAUCACUUCCGUCAGCUCGUGCGUUUGCCUUGCACGCUGGCUGGCUUGUGCCGCCAAUGCGGCCCGGGGAUGUGGGACAGCACGCACGAUCCGGUGAUAGAGUGCGUGGGCCACGAGGAUGCGCACUGUCCCUAUUUGAAUAAUUACGAGUAACCUUCUCGUCGUUCAUAGGGAGAAGGGAGAAAAUCAGUAUUACUUAACGCGUGGAUCUAUAUCUUAUUUCGUCGGCUUAUUCAAUUGUAAACCCUUGUUCUCUCUCUCUCUCUAUGUGCAUGUAUAUCCGUCUAUUUCUCUUUCUCUCUACACGAAUCCUUCUUUGUACUCGUAGCUAUAAAUUUUGUACAACCAGACGGACAUUUGUCGCGAUCUAACGUACGACGUUCAACCACGCUCCUUGGGUUUACAUGCAAAUAAGCUGAGUCGUCGCGAGCGCGACGGCGCGUAUUGUGUUGUGCGUCUUUGUUGUUGUAUCAGCUGUAUUUAGACACUCUGUGCAUUGGCAGGAGGGUGAAAUUGAUUAUCUAUCUCUACAUUACAUUACGCAACGUCGUUAUCACGCAGUCCAGUGUAAUUGCUGAAGCGUUCCAAGACAUAUCUCGAGAUCCGAUUUCCAGAUGAAAUUUAUUGUCGAUCGAAAUCAAGAACUCGAAAGACUCUGACAUAGUUGUACGUAUACAGAUUCGCGAUGGCGUGACACAACGCGCGCGCGCACGCGAUGUUGAAAAUAGAUGCUCAUAGUACUCGUAGUGUUGAAGACUGAAAAACGAAAGGAGAUAAUUAGCAUAUGCGUCCGAAUGUCCCAGCAGCGGGGCGAGGGAAGAUGAUAUCCGUCAUUUAACGUUAUCUUUGGUAAUGUAACAAUCUGAAAAUGCGACAGAGAGCGAGCUCGUCCGCGCGGAGAACCAAAGAAAGAAAUCAAAUCACACACGAUACGAAAUAGCUAUGUAUAUACACACACACACACACACACGCACACACGCACACAUGUGUGCACGCGCAUCAUAAAUUAACGACGUGUAUACUUGGUUUCAGUACGAUUCGAACACUCUUUUCUCUCCUCGAGCAGCAGUUCGGAACGAGUUGCUGAUGACUCAAUGAAAUUGAGCGCUUGUUCUUGUCCUCUUAAUUUUUGUGCGUUGCGAUUAUGUCUUAGAAGUUGAGUUCUCCAGUCGGACUAUCGAUCGCGUGCUACAAACUGCGUGGGGAGAAGAAUAAAAGUAUUCAAGCCGUACUGAAACCAAGUUUACGUUCACUCCGAAGUGUUCACUUAUUUUCGCGUGUAUACACGUGAUCGCAUUUACUUGUCGCGUAGAUUUAGUAUACAUCGAACAACUAUUUUUUCCCACGUGCGUAGCUUUUGUCGAUCGCGAUGUCACCCGAAUCGUCAUCGCGCUUCUACUAUCGACACUUGCGUAGAGAACUGCGUGAGUUCCCUGCUUGUCACACGCGAUCGCAUGUUACCUGUUUCCAUCUCGGGGGGAAAAUCCACUUUGAAACAAAUAGGAUUUAUCGAGAUAAGCUGGUGAUCUCAAUGGUACUUAUAAGCGAACACACACAUCGUAAUUUAUAUAUUCCACGUUUCUUUGUUUCUAUUUCUUUCUCUCCCUCUUUUUUCCUCUUGUAUCUCUCAUUGUCGCAAACACACGUGAGGGCGAUGCCCGCCAUUUUAGCCGAAGUCUCACAGACACCGUGCCUAUGCAACAGAGGCGAUUGUAAACGCAUUCAGCGCGCUAGUCUACUUGAUCAGGGACAUGGAAUUUGAUCGGAAAUAGCUUUUAUCGCUUUUAUCGUGCUAUCUUGUGUCGUUGGAAUCUUGAAGAGAAAUCUAUCCGUGUUAAGAUCCGCCUCGCGCGCGGAUCUCAGUACGAAAUAAAUUUAAGGAGCGUAGAAAGGGAGAAGAGAGAAACACAAUGUGUGUACAUAUACCGGUGGGAAUAAAUCGGCAGAGACUUGUAUAA